Messenger RNA from Capsella rubella, 1148 nucleotides. RefSeq names its product cytidine deaminase 7. Gene Ontology annotation, cellular component: cytosol. Bases 2 to 1003 code for a protein of 333 amino acids. Lineage: Eukaryota; Viridiplantae; Streptophyta; Magnoliopsida; Brassicales; Brassicaceae. The record is from RefSeq and is a predicted model, not a curated record. The transcript has a single exon. Gene Ontology annotation, molecular function: zinc ion binding; cytidine deaminase activity.
AAUGGCAGAAAAGCCCAAUUUCGAAUCUUAUUUCCAACCUCCCAACAUGAAAUCUCAAAACACGACUAUAGCAAAAGAUGCGUACAAGUUCGUUUACACUGCCAACGAAGCAGCAUCAGAAGGCGUCACCGAACCCAAGAGACUUCCAAUGCUGAUCAAAAAGACGAUGUCACUCGCUCGGGCUCCAAUCUCUACGUACAAAGUCGGAGCCGUUGGGCGCGCAUCAUCGGGUCGGGUCUACUUAGGAGUCAAUGUCGACUUCCCAGGUCUUCCUCUUAACCAAUCCAUCCAUGCAACGCAGUUCCUCGUCACCAACCUUGCCCUCAACUCCGAGGAAGGCCUCCGUCAAUUAGCCGUUGGUGUCUCUACCGACGGCAUCGAGAUCGGCGCGCCGUGCGGAAACUGCCGCCAGUUUCUUUUGGAGAUCAGCAACGCACCUGACAUCAAAAUCCUAUCUAGAUCAAAGCGUGUAGAAGCAUCAUUCACGACCCUUAAGUGCCUCUUUUCAGACAGAUUAACCCCGGACCAGGUCCUCCCAAAGGGUACCCCUCUCCUUCUCGACAAGCGCGAUAACUACCUGAGCCUCCCGAGUCCUGUCCAAGGAGAGAUCUGCUCAGAAACAGAUUGUUCCCAUUUGAAGUGUAGGGCUCUAGCCGCGGCAAACAGUUCGUUCUCUCCGUACACUGACUCUCCGUCGGGAGUGGCACUGCUUGACAACGAGGGGAACGUGUACCGUGGAUGGUACAUUGAAUCAGUGGCGGCUAUCCCUAGUUUGGGGCCAGUACAAGCUGCGCUGGUUGAUUUUGUGGCUCGUGGCCGAGGCAAAGGGUUCGAUAAGAUCGUCGGAGCGGUGCUGGUGGAAAAAAGUAUUGCCAAUGUGAGGCAAGAGCGCACCGCGAAGAUGAUUUUAGAGACUAUAGCAGAUCCCAACUGCGAUUUCAAGGUCUUCUAUUGUAAGGACGAUCUCGGACAAAAACUGAUGACCACUAGGUUUCGUUUUUAAUCUAUCAUAAUUUUGCUAUGUUUGGUUGGGUUCAUGAAACCUUUUAAUAAUGUCAAUAUGAUAAAAUCAUAAUUAUGCUGUUUUAUCUUUGUGGGUUUAUCGUUCGUGUUACCUUUUAGUAAUUUCAAUAAAAAUAAUAUAUUCA